UUCUCCCCAGUGACAGGGGAUGGGACAAGGGGGAAUGGCCUCAAGCUGUGCCAGGGGAGGUUCAGGUUGGAUAUCAAGAAAAAAUUUUUCACAGAAAGGUUCAUUGGGUCCUGGCAGAGGCUGCCCAGGGAGGGAGUGGAGUCCCCAUCCUUGGAGGUAUUUAAAAGAUGGGCAGAUGAGGUGCUCAGGGCCAUGGUUUAGUGGCAGAUAGGAAUGGUCGGACUCGAUGAUCCAAGAGGUCUUUCCUAACCUGGUGAUUCUGUGACCCUGACACUUCACGUAGGGCACAAGGGGAUCCGGACGCUUCUUGCAGGGCACAGGAGGGACCCGGACCACUUUCGCAGGGCACAGCCCGGCCGGAGCUUCUGGCGCGCUAGGCGGGACCGGAAGCGGAAGCGGGCGCAGCAGCAGCGUUGGUGGUAGCGGAGGGGGGAGCGAUGGAGACGAUCCUGGAGCAGCAGCGGCGGUACCACGAGGAGCGGGAGCGGCUCAUGGACGUCAUGGUGAAGGAGAUGCUCACCAAGAAGUCCACGCUCCGUGACCAGAUCAACUCAGACCACCGGACGCGGGCCAUGCAGGACAGGUACAUGGAGGUGAGCGGCAACCUGCGAGACCUGUACGACGACAAGGAUGGCUUGCGGAAGGAGGAACUCAGUGCCAUUUCGGGGCCAAAUGAAUUUGCAGAAUUCUACAACAGACUGAAACAAAUUAAGGAGUUUCACCGGAAGCAUCCAAACGAGAUCUGUGUUCCGAUGUCGGUGGAGUUCGAGGAGCUGCUGAAGGCCAGGGACAACCCGAGUGAAGAAGCCCAAAAUCUGGUGGAGUUCACGGACGAGGAAGGGUACGGGCGAUACUUGGAUCUGCACGACUGUUAUCUCAAGUACAUCAAUCUGAAGUCGUCAGAGAAACUGGAUUACAUCACUUACUUAUCCACGUUUGACCAACUCUUUGAUAUCCCCAAGGAGAGAAAAAAUGCUGAAUAUAAGAGGUACCUGGAAAUGCUUCUUGAGUACCUGCAGGAUUACACAGACCGAGUGAAACCGUUACUGGACCAGAAUGAACUGUUUGGGAAAAUCCAGACUGAGUUUGAGAAGAAGUGGGAAAAUGGGACAUUCCCUGGCUGGCCGAAAGAGACCAGCAGCGCCCUCACUCACGCCGGAGCCCACCUGGAUCUCUCAGCAUUCUCCUCCUGGGAGGAAUUGGCCUCCUUGGGACUGGACAGAUUAAAAUCAGCUUUGCUGGCCCUGGGACUGAAAUGUGGCGGGACCCUGGAAGAGCGUGCUCAGAGACUUUUCAGUACUAAAGGGAAAUCCCUGGAAGCACUUGAUCCUUCCUUGUUUGCUAAGAAUCCAAAGACAAAAGGAAGCAAAAGAGACACUGAAAGAAACAAAGAUCUUGCGUUCCUGGAAGCUCAGAUUUAUGAGUAUGUGGAAGUUCUUGGGGAGCAGAGACAUCUCACUCACGAGAACGUGCAGCGUAAGCAGGCACGGACAGGGGAGGAGAGGGAGGAGGAAGAGGAGGAGCAGAUCAGCGAGAGUGAGAGCGAAGAUGAAGAAAAUGAAAUCAUUUAUAAUCCUAAAAAUCUGCCUCUUGGUUGGGACGGCAAGCCGAUCCCAUACUGGCUGUAUAAACUCCAUGGUUUAAACAUCAACUACAACUGUGAGAUUUGCGGUAACUACACCUACCGAGGGCCCAAAGCUUUUCAGCGUCACUUUGCGGAGUGGCGCCACGCUCACGGGAUGAGAUGCCUGGGCAUUCCCAACACGGCGCAUUUUGCCAAUGUCACACAGAUUGAGGACGCAGUCUCAUUGUGGGCAAAGCUGAAACAGCAGAAAGCUUCAGAGCGAUGGCAGCCCGACACAGAGGAGGAAUAUGAAGAUUCCAGUGGGAAUGUGGUGAAUAAAAAGACUUAUGAAGACUUGAAGCGUCAGGGGCUGCUGUAGCUUUUCCUCAAGUAAAGGAUUUCACGUCUGGAAAGCAAGUGGAGACACAUCUGCAGCUCCAGCUCUUCUUCAGUUCCUGGAUUUUUUAUGUGCAUGGAUAUAGAUUUCAAGGAUCCUUUAUAGAAUUGCUCUAGGAAGCCCCUUGUGAAAGCAGAUUUGUGACGUUAUUUUGUAUUAAAAAUAACCCCCUUGAAAAAUAAACCAGUUUUCAUGUA
Molecule: messenger RNA, 2158 nt
Organism: Cuculus canorus (common cuckoo)
Lineage: Eukaryota; Metazoa; Chordata; Aves; Cuculiformes; Cuculidae
Gene: SF3A3
Product: splicing factor 3a subunit 3
Exons: 17
Coding region: 438-1943 (501 amino acids)
Biological process (GO): mRNA splicing, via spliceosome
Cellular component (GO): spliceosomal complex; nucleus
Molecular function (GO): RNA binding; zinc ion binding
Source: RefSeq, a predicted model, not a curated record